Lichtheimia ornata is the source of this 537-nucleotide messenger RNA. RefSeq lists its product as uncharacterized. Bases 1 to 537 code for a protein of 178 amino acids. The transcript is spliced from 2 exons. The record is from RefSeq and is a predicted model, not a curated record. Lineage: Eukaryota; Fungi; Mucoromycota; Mucoromycetes; Mucorales; Lichtheimiaceae.
AUGGAUUCUAAAAAUGUUUUGAAACACCCAAGUAUCGUUAGUCUUAUUACCGGUUCGAUCCUGAAAGCGGAUGGACAACUAUUGUAUAGUGAAGAAGAGAUCUUUGCUGACGGUCUCCAUUUCGUCGUUUACUUGCCGCGGCAAGGCUCCACGUCGUUUGGAAUUGUUUUAGCGAUCCAAGAAAACCUUACUGAAGCUUCAAUGAAACGAUCGAUCGAAAAGUGCCUGCAAGUGCAAAGUCAAUAUGCUAUCCAUGCUUAUUUCCUUUGUUUUUGCAAUACCGUGUCACCACCAGUGCAGUCGUUUUUAUCACCUACCCCAGACAACCCUUACUGGAUGACGCUGGAUUGCUCAAUUUGGACCGAGAAAUGUAUUGUUAUCUCAAACGACGCGGUUGAUGGUAAAUUUACCUAUGAUCCCAUGACGAUCCUCGCCAUGUAUAUCUCCAACAAUGAGGAGCAGAUACAGAAGUUAGAGAGUAGUGAUCCCACUGUUAAGCUUCUACAUACUAUUAGCGAUAAUAAUACAUCAUUUUGA